Molecule: messenger RNA, 1674 nt
Organism: Aspergillus wentii DTO 134E9
Lineage: Eukaryota; Fungi; Ascomycota; Eurotiomycetes; Eurotiales; Aspergillaceae
Exons: 2
Coding region: 1-1674 (557 amino acids)
Biological process (GO): proteolysis
Cellular component (GO): fungal-type vacuole
Molecular function (GO): serine-type carboxypeptidase activity
Source: RefSeq, a predicted model, not a curated record
AUGCAAUCUCUCUUAUUUGCCACCCUGAUUGGCGUGUUUUCCGCCCAGGCACAAUUUGUGGCUCCUCCAAAAGGCUUGAUCUCGACAAAAGGAUACCUGGAUACCCCCGUGCGGUACAAACAGGUCCCAACUGGCAUUUGCGAAACCGAUCCCAGCGUGAAGAGCUUCUCAGGCUAUCUCGAUGUCGGCCAAGAUGAGCAUCUUUUCUUCUGGUUCUUCGAGGCGCGUAACCAAGAUCCCACCGAGGCCCCGUUAACCGUCUGGAUCAAUGGAGGCCCUGGCUCAUCCUCCAUGAUCGGUCUGUUCCAGGAAAAUGGCCCCUGCGGAAUCGACGCCAAUGGCUCCGUCUACAACAACCCGUACUCGUGGUCCAAUGCGAGCAACAUGCUCUACAUCGACCAGCCCGUCAUGACCGGCUUCUCCUACAGCAUCCCGGUGCCAGGCUACGUCGACUCUACUACAGACGACGUGAUCACUCUCCCCUCGACCAGCUGCCCCGACUACGCAAAGGACCAGUCCUGCGGGACGUACUCGUAUCCAAACGUGACGUUAACCGCCAACUCGACCACCAGCGCAGCCCCCAAGUUCUACCGCGCCCUGCAGGGCUUCAUGGGCGCUUUUCCGCAGUACUCGCGCGAGACGUUCCAUUUCACGACGGAGAGCUACGGCGGCCACUAUGGGCCUGUAUUUAACGAGUACAUUGAGCAGCAGAACGCAAAUCUCCCGACUGGCGCGAAAAAGAUCCAUCUGGGCAGUGUGAUGAUCGGGAACGGGUGGUACGAUCCCAUCAUCCAGUAUCAGGCGUAUUAUAACUUCACCGUCUCCCCCGGAAACACAUACGACUACCUCCCAUUCAACCACUCCGUCGCCGCCCUCCUCUACAAUAACCUCUACGGCCCCGGAAACUGCUUCGACCAGCUCCGCGACUGUGCCGCGCGUGGCUGGAAUGAAAUCUGCAGUGUCGCGGAUAACUUUUGCGCGAACCACGUCGAAAGCAUCUACGAUGAGUAUACCGGGCGCGAUGAAUAUGAUUUCCGGGAACUCACGCCCGAUCCGUUCCCGUAUGGGUUUUACGUGGACUACCUGAAUCGGGCUUCUGUGCAGGCGGCUAUCGGGGCGUAUGUGAACUUUACAGAGAGUAACAACGCGGUUAGCCAGGCGUUCUCAGCAACGGGCGACGAUGGUCGACGUAUGCGUACGACGGAGGAUGUCGCGCAGCUGUUGAAGCAAGGGGUCACCGUGGCCAUGUAUGCCGGCGACGCCGAUUACAACUGCAACUGGCUCGGUGGUGAGGCUGUGUCUCUGAAGGUCGGGGCCCCUCAUUUCCGCAGUGCGGGCUACACAAACAUCACCACGUCUGAUGGCGUCGUGCAUGGCCAGGUGCGACAGGCGGGAAGGUUUUCGUUUGUCCGCGUGUACGAGAGUGGGCAUGAGGUGCCGUUCUAUCAACCCUUGUUGUCGCUUGAGCUCUUUGAACGCGUGAUUGGGGGUAAGGAUGUUGCGACUGGAAAGGUCGUUGUGGGAGAUGGUUAUCACACGGUUGGGACAGUGAAGAGUACGUAUCGAGAGGGAAAUGGGACUGUUCAGUGGAGGGUUUUGGACUCGCUCGCCACGUACAACACGACUACGAACUCGCCUAAUCCGAAGAAAAGGUCCAGGAGGUUGGAACUAUAG